This is a messenger RNA of Cryptococcus wingfieldii CBS 7118, 1434 nucleotides long. RefSeq lists its product as hypothetical. The record is from RefSeq and is a predicted model, not a curated record. The coding region runs from base 1 to 1434 and encodes 477 amino acids. The transcript has a single exon. NCBI's taxonomy places the organism in Eukaryota, Fungi, Basidiomycota, Tremellomycetes, Tremellales, Cryptococcaceae.
AUGUCCAACCCUCUCUGUUCCACCCAAGUCGCUCUCCACCCCGACAUACUCCCCCACAUCCUCUCUUACCUUCCUCAUGACGCCCUCUAUCCCGCCCUUUUCGUCUCUUCAACUUUUCACCGCGCCGCCGAACCGCUGCCGUACGACACUUUCGUUUACAGCCCUCGAACCAGCCAUGUGUACUCUGAGUCAGCAGCCACGGAACGUUCCUCAAAAAGACUCCGGUUCCUCCUGUCCAAGACCACAACCCUGGUGUACUCGCAAGCGCCACAUCAACGUCGGUACCCCAGCGACUCCGAGAAUAGUGUCCUCGCCAUACAUCCCCGGCUAAAGCAUCCUGUCAUUGCCCAGUGUGAUCCCCAACACCGCCCAUACCCUUCCCGGUGCUGUUUGUUGGACGACGUGCAGACUAUCGCGACUAGCCUCUCUGUCCCUUUCACCUGCCUUUUCAGUGCCAUGCGCCACGACGAGCUUUCUCUAUGGGAAGACUUUGACUGGAGGGAUGGUGAUUGCGGCCAUGGUCCUGACCAUGGUGUCGAUGUGGACGGGUCUGGAGAAUAUGGAGAUGGUCUUGAGGACGAUGAAGAUGGGACUCAGGAGGAUGAAGAUGAGCUCGAGGAAGAUGGAGACGUGCUAGGGGAUGAUCAAGUUGCUUCGGAGCAAGAUGGGAAUGUACGCAGCUGGUGUAUGGCAUGCAGCGUCUGCCGCCACCACCUAGCAGUCGACCUGCACGCAUUUCCCGCGCUGAAAGCGCUCACUAUCCGCGUGCCGUCAAAGCUGUAUAGCCAGUUCUGCUCGUACCUCCUCAAAGACAACUGGCCGCCCACCUUAGAAGAGCUUCGUAUAGUCUGGUACGACGAGACUAUGGAAGAAGAUGUUUCGCUGCCGUCUCAAAGUUUCAGUUCCACCUGCGGGCCAUUGAGGAACCUUAGAGGCUCUAUGCCAACAGGUUUACAACUACAAUCGCUCAUCGACACCGCGCGGAUUCGAGAAGGCGCACCGCAGUCCUUCAUGACCACGCUAUCGGAUAUCAUGUUGGCUCUAGCAUCGUGUCAAACACUCAGGGAGAUAAAAAUGUUUGGCCUGGAACAGUCUCUUCUGGUGAGAUCUCUUCUGUGGCUGGAGAACGUUAGUACGGGUGAUUGUAUAUCGCUUGCGAGGAAGACACUUGUCGAAUCACUUCUGUCCGAUCGGCGAGCCACCCAAUUGGAUAUCCUGCCGAUAAACGACUUUCUUUCCCUCGACUCCAAUGUCAGAUACUUUGCGCCAGAGGAACGGAGAGGUUAUGAGAAGGCGGAAAGGGUGUUGAAAACACCAUAUGUGGACGGAACAGAGACGACCUUGUUGGAGAGGGAUGAUAGGGUACCAUCUUCACGGCAGAAGGAGUCGUUGGCCUGGUUAUUGAGAAGGGAUUUGGCGAUUGGCAAUGUUUAG